This is a messenger RNA of Diabrotica virgifera virgifera (western corn rootworm), 13754 nucleotides long. It is a transcript of the gene boss, whose product is annotated as protein bride of sevenless. The transcript is spliced from 4 exons. Gene Ontology annotation, biological process: G protein-coupled receptor signaling pathway; visual perception. Lineage: Eukaryota; Metazoa; Arthropoda; Insecta; Coleoptera; Chrysomelidae. The record is from RefSeq and is a predicted model, not a curated record. Bases 312 to 2534 code for a protein of 740 amino acids. Gene Ontology annotation, molecular function: sevenless binding; adenylate cyclase inhibiting G protein-coupled glutamate receptor activity. Gene Ontology annotation, cellular component: membrane.
UCCCAUAAAACGAAUUCGGAAUUCAGCAAAAUCGAUCAGUUUCUAUUUCCAUACACAUCUUAGUACCUGUACACUUUAAAAAUAUUUGUAUUGAUUGUUUCCUAGCAAUAUACUGACUCAUCACGCUGUUACACGAACUAGGGUAAAACAGUAUGUGUUUUACCUAGAAUAAACGAACACCACGCUACACGCGUCAGUCCUUCAAAAAUGUGUUUUGUUUGGAAAUAACGAUGCACUGAAGCUUGAAGAGGAAGCUGAAUUUUUUAUUAUUAUAUCACCGUCCUCGGUCACAGUGUAUAUGACCCGGUAAUAUGCAUCUCGGAUAUUAUAUUUUCGUCCUUUUUCUUUUCUCGGAAACUCAAAGUACGGCGGUGUUAGAGGUGGAAGGGGACCCGGCGAUCGCUGUUUUGGUUGAAGAUUGCAGGAACGAAAGUGAAGUGAUUCCUUUUAGAAAACAAGCUCUGGUUUCCACGGCCGUAUGGACGACCGAAAGGGUAAACUUCUUGGAGUAUCUAGCUCCUAUGAAGCUAGGGCUGAAAGUUUUCGAGAUAUGCACAGAAGCUGAGUAUUUUAAAAGUGUUUUCGACUUAUACAAUCAAAACGAGACAUUUAUACUUGGUAUUGUGACAGAAAAAAAGUUAAACGAUAGACUAGUCAAGUUUGGUGAUUUGUUAGAUUUGAGAACAAUUCCAGUACCACACCAAUACGGCUUUUUGAUAAAAGCUGCGAUAAAGUUGUUAAGUGCGCUAGGUUGGGUUGAGAAUGUAACCAUUUUGGCUCCAGAGGAGACUAUUACCAGUGAGUUCUACAAACAUUCCAAAAGUAGUUUUAUAUGUAUCAAGGAAUGUAUUAUCUAUGAACAUACUUGUCCAGUAACAUUUAACAACUCAGCAACCUACACCUUUUUUGGUAAUAUUAAACAAAUAGAGGAAUUUAUCAAGUUUCAAGAAUAUUCAGAAUCAGAUGAAGUAGAUGCCAUAUUUGUACCUCUCGAUGGAUCUGUUCCAACAGGAUUGCCCGAAUCAAGUUUCGUUAUCAUACCACCUCAUCAUCCAGCAUCAACGAAGUAUAAAACUAGAGAAAAUAUUCUCCCAUCACCAAUGUUCCUAUCGACGGCUAAAUCCAUUCUUACGUUUUCGAAAAACAUCGAAAAAUACGUAGAAAAGAAUUGUAAUGAUACGUCAUACAAAGUGAAUUGCCUAAGAAGCAAAUUUAAUAGAAAAUACCGACCAGUAUUAAUGUCACCGAAUGGUAUUCUAGAUAUUCUAAAAAUUGAACCUCUAACUUCAAACUUUGUGUAUGAUAUUUACAGAGUGGAAAAUGACACCUCAAAUAUCAGUGUGCUGGCUCUAAGGAAUAACUUCCUUCAGCCUUACACAAAAAUAUUUUCGUACAACAUAUUCUACGACAAUAUUACACUAGUUGAUCAAUCUUUUGAAGAUAGAUCUCCAAACGCUUCGAUAAAUGAAGCCACUAGCAACUGUCUAAAUUAUUUUAAGGAAAAACGCUUCACAUUCUUCAUAGAUAAUAUUUCUAACCUUUCGUUUAGAUCUGAGGCUUGGGUCUAUGCCUUUCUCUCUUUAUCUCUUCUAGGAGUAAUAUUCUGCAUGUCCAUUAUUAUAUUUCUACUAAUAUGUAUUUGCAGAAGAGAUAUUUUGGAAGGAAAUCCAAUUCUCACAAUUUCCCUUCUAGUAGCUGUCAUGAUAUUAUUCUGUUCUGUCCUACCGUUCAGUCUACAGGACAACAGUACUACGAAAAAUCCUCUUUGUUUAGCUAAAUCUUUAAGUAUUACACUUGGAUAUGCUAUGGUAUUUUCUUUGCUUCUUUCGAGGUGUAUUCUUCUAGCUACAGCCUGUAAAGAAAUCGGAUUCCUGUCACACAUAGCUGGACCAGUACAAUCGUUUUUAUGCCUUUUCAUCUUUGGUGUACAAGCUGCACUGAGUCUGCAAAUAAUUGGAAAAUGUCAAGAAGUGUUUUUCAGACAGUCUUUCAUUUAUCUACUAAGCUACAACAUCAUGCUGCUGUUACUUUUGCUCUGUCUUUGCCCUCUCAUCUUCAAAUGCGAAAGAAAUUACAGGGAAGGAAAAUAUUUCUGCAUCGCUAUUAUAUCUAUAACAAUCGUGUGGCUGAUUUGGCUUCCCAUUUAUAUGUUCUACGAUGAAGGCUGGACAGAACCAAUGCUUUGUUUGGGACUGGUUGGUACAGCUGGUGUAUUUUUGGGAGCCAUAUUCAUUCCGAGAACAUACCUGAUGACCAUUGCAGCAGCCAGGAACAAAAUCACCAGUACUUUGCCAUCUCUAAAUACAGCUAAUAGUAUUGUGGAUAUUUAUAGAAGCAAUACACAGCCGAUUUACGAUUGUGUCAACGUAGCAGCCAUCAACGCAGUUAAUGUGGCCAGAGCCGGAGUCACUUUAUCAGGGCAGCAAGUUAUGCAGCAGCCAGAUCUGUACACGUGUCCAGCUCUACCUGACGAUGAAGACUUGGACUUCCGUUGCGACAGUCCCACUAGCAAUGAUAAAAUUACUCGAUUCUAGAAGACUGACAAGGCUUUAUUUUUAACAUACGACCUAAGUAGAAAGGCCUAAGUAUUUUUAAGUGAAAUAGUUGUUAGACGAGUCAUUUAGCUGUAAUUAAAAAACAUUGUGUUAAUUAUAGGACAAUAUAUGUAUAUGUAGUCUCAUACAGAACACUGUGUGUAAUAUACAAAUAUUUAUAUUAAAUUAAAUUAUAAUUUUAAUACGACUAUAUUUAAAAUAUGAAAUAUUGUCUAAUUCAGAAAGACCAAUAAAACAAAGUCGUUUAAUUUUAAACGAAAAAUUAAAAUAAUAACUAUAAUGUUUAUAUAAAAUAAAAAGUAGACCUACAUAGUUUAUAGAAAAAGUCUAAAUUCAAAAUUUAAUAUACAAAGAUUAUUAAAUAACUUGUUAAGUACUACUGGAACUUCACAAGGAGUUGAUGAAAAGAAUAUCAUAUAACUUGUGAAAUAAAAAUAUGACAUAUGGGGUGGUUUGGGGUUAAAGCCCCUCCCAGGGCAUAUAAAGGAUAGUAGGAAAAUGUAACUUGUUUCUGUGCCCAAUCCAAACCCCCUCCCCCCAAAGGAAAAUUCUACGUGCGCCACUGGCAUGACACGAAUUAUAGAUAUAGUAUAGAUAAAUAACGAACAAUUGAUGACGUAUAUUAUAGUGUCGAAUAACUUAGUCAAGUUGAAAUUAUAUUUGUCUGUUAGUUGUUACUUUGACACCAGCACACGGUUAAAAUAUUCAUUGUUAUAUUAAAUAAAUAUUACGAGGAAAGAAACAUUUUAAUUGGUCUACUCACUUAUUUACUCCAUAGCGCAAUAGGCUAUGGUAGCUCCAGACCUGAACAACCUUUUGCGUCUCAGCAGAUCACCAUCUUCUCAUUUCCAGAUUCAACCAUUAUUUAACAAAAUCAACAAGGAAAAAAUAGAAUGUUUCCUGUAGCUGGCUGUAUACUAUCACUCACAAAAAUUUAAUGCAAAAUGCUUUGUGAAAGGUAUAAAAAUUCUACAAAGCAUAGGAAUUGAUGAUAAGGACAUCCGAAUUGUGACAAGUCUCUACUAGAAUCAAACAGCCAGGGAAAAAGUCGGCAAUGCAUCCACAGAGAGCAAUAUCAGAAAAGGUGUGCGACAGGGAUGUGUUCUCUCCCCUCUCCUUUUUAAUAUUUUUAAAAAAGCACUGAAGCAAACUAAGGCAUAAAAAUCAAUGGAGAUUUGACAAAUAACCUUCUGACUUGCUACCUGACUUCCACCAUGUAAUCAAGUCACACUACAGCUCAGAUGUUACCUAGGGCAUAAUGGUAAAAUAUUUCUAACAUCCAUGUUUUAGUUGGCAUCUUUAACCGAUGUUUCCUUAACGGACCACGUAUAUAAGGCUUUGACCCACAUAUUUUUGUAAAAUUAUAUCUUGGUGGUUAGCAUGUAAACUUCACGUAAGCACUGAUGAUGACUGGUAAACCAGUCGAAAACUAGUUCUGAUUGUGAUGUAGCCCUUUCUAGGGAUUUUAAAUAUACCUUUUAUAAAGGAUUUACUGUUUAUUAAAUAACCUUUGAUAUAAUACAGUAUCUUAUGGACAGGGUACAAAGAGUGAGUGAAGAAAGAGGACUUAACCUCAACAUAAAUAAAUCAAAAUGGAUGCUGGUCAGCAAAACUCAAAAACCUGCCAGACAAUUGAAAAUAAAAAACCAACUAUUUGAACACGUUGACUCGUAUAUUAUAUACCUUGGAACAGUCGUCAAAUCGAAUUGGGAUCAAACAACCGAAAUACGAUCUAGAUUUGAAAAGGCCAGAGCAACAUUUAACAACAUAAAAAAUAUAUUCAGCCAUUCCGACAUAUCUCUCCCACUAAAAAUACGGCUGCUAAAGUGCUAUGUAUUUCCAGUCUUGCUGUAUGGCGCAGAGUCAUGGACACUGACGGAAACAUUAAUGAGAAAGCUGGAGGCAUUCGAAAUGUGGGUAUACCGACGUAUCCUCAAAAUAUCCCGGACGACUCACAUCACCAACGUAGAGGUACUGCGCCGAAUGGGAAAACAAAAAUAAAUCUCUUUCACAAUUAAGAAACGGAAACUUAAUACCUCGGUCAUAUUAUGAGACAUGAUAAAUAUCAUAUACUCCAACUGAUAAUACAGUGUAAAAUAGAAAGCAAACGCGGACCCGGAAGAAGAAGACAGUCAUGACUUCAAAACUUACACCAAUGGUUUGGACUAACAUCGAUCGAGUUAUUCAGAAACGCCGCAAAAAAAUUAAAAUUGCUAUGAUGAUAGCCAACGUCUGCAACGGACAAGGCACAUGAAGAAGAAGAUAAAAAAUUUUAUCCCUGAUUUAAAAUCACAGAACGUUUUGGAUAUUUAAAAAUAUCGUCAUCAGUGUUUAGAACUGGUUGAUCACAAGAUGAGCCACCAAAUAAAUACCAGGGUACCCUUUAAAUAGUAUAACAAUUUGUUAUAUUAGCAUAUUUGCUUAAAACUCCUUAGGAUGGAUAACAUUUAUAAAGAAUUAGGCGCUUGGGCAUAGCACGACUCCCCAUCACGUGGGUUGCUAGACAGAUAGAUAUGUUUCUACAUGGAGACUGUUAAAUGGCAACUCAACAAUCAACAUUCUUCAACACUCUCGAUCAAGAACAGAAUUCUAAACUAAAUUCUAGAAAAGUCAGGUUGUUUCUAGAAUUUUUCCGGUCGCGGAAAAGUUUUCGAAAACUUCGACGAAAUGUCAUGUUAGAAGUCGCUAGUUUAAACUUAGAAAAGAGAACUUUUCUACAAGAUCAAGACAGAACUUCCUACCAAAAGGAGUUUUAACAGCUGGCCUCUUAGUAAUAUCAUUGUCUAUAUAUGCCUGCUUGUAGGAUAUUUAUAUAGAAGGCCUGGAUCCCGCGUACCAAAAAAAAUUGAUUAAUAGCAAGCUGAAAUUUUGUUAAUAGCCCCGUCGGACAAACUUUGAUGUAUGGGAACACUGGAACAGGGAAAGUUUAAUUGUGGAACAGUUUAAAAAUUUGGAACGUCACAUUACGAAAACGUCCCAUGUAUUUUGUAGGACAGAAUAUCCAAUUGAUUUGUUACCCUUUCAUUAAACUCUCAUGCAAAAAUCAGACUGCUAUUACUAACCAACAUGAUUCCUGUCAUUUAACAUGUUCUUCGUGUUCCACUCAUUAAAAUGCCCAGGUGGUGAGAAACACCAGUCUGAUUUUUGCAUGGGAAUUUAAUGAAAUGGUAACAAAUCAAUUGGAAAUUCUGUCCGACAAAAUACAAGGAACGUUUUCGUAGUCUGACGUUCCAAAUUUUUAACCUGUUCCACAAUUAAAAUUUCCCCUGUUCCAGUGUUCCCAUACAUCAAAGUUUGUCCGACUAGACACCGUUAAGCUAUUAACAAAUUUUCAGCUUGCUAUUAAUCAACUUUUUUUUGGUACGCGCAGGGCCGUAUUUAAGGGGUGGCAGUCUGGGCAGCUGUUCCGGGGGCCCCCACAAAGCCCCAAACUUAACAAAAUCAGCACAUUAUUCACAUUGAAUAAUUUUUGUCAAUCAAUUAACUGUAAUAUUUCGUUAUAUGGAAGGUUUCUCUCCUAUUAAAAAUGUAUUUUUGGCAAAUUACGGUCAUAAAGCAGAAGAUAUAUGUAUUUAAUUCUUUAAUGACAUUCUUGCAAGAAGAUGAUAUCGAUUUGAAAAACUGCAGGGGGCAGUCCUACGACAAUGCGUCAGUUAUGAGUGGAAAAUGCAAUGGUGUUCAGCUAAAAUUUAGAUUACAUAAUAUCUUGGCGUUGUAGAUUCUAUGUGUCGCCCACUCUCUAAAUUUAGUUGCAAAAGCUGCAGCUGAGUGUUGUCCUGCUGCCAUAGCAUUAUUUGAUUUCUUGGAAGGACUGUAUGAACCCUAUGUAUUUUUCACUUCCUCUACAUAUAGAUACAACUUGUUAAUAGAAUGUUUAAAAGCGCCUUUAAGCGAGAGCACAGCCGACCAUGUCAGAAAUAUGAUUAUUCCUAAAAAACAGUAAAUAUUCCUAGAUGGUCGUCUAGAAGUGACGUCGCAAAAGAACUAGUUAAAGGUUAUAAUCAGAUUAAAGGAGCAUUAUCCAAAAUUCCAAAAGACGAUGGGCAACAAUUUCAAACUCUUAGCGAUACAAAUGGUUUGCAUAAUCGAGUGUGUUUACUGAAAACAGGGAUAUUUGCAAUAUUUUAAAAUGAAAUCUUAGAGAAGACAAACAGCACAAGUCGUAUUCUCCAAGAUCCAAAUAUUGACCUUAAUUCAGGAGUGACGGCACUUAAAUCAAUUAAAAAAUUUAUAUUCUUUCAAGGAAUAUUUCAGAGACUGAAAUAACAACAUCAGAGAAAUUUAGGACUCAAAAUUUUAUAGCUAUUAUAGAUCACUUGAUUUCCUCUUCAAGUCAUAGGCUUUCGGCAUAUGAAUCCAUUCAUUCUAAUUUUGGAUUUUUACAUUAUUUGGAAAAUUUAAUUACCAAUGAAAUUGAAGCUCACUCACUGUAGCUCACUCACUGAAGCUUACCGACAAUUACAGCAAUGAUUUAGAUGCAAACCUAGGUGUCGAACUGUUACAAUUUGUAGAAUUUCUCAAUUCAUUUAAAGAGGAAAUCGGCUCAUCAAAUAUAAGUAAAGUAAAGAACUUCAAAUGUACCGACGCGACGGUUAAAAGAGAAAAAUGUGAAUGAUGCGUUUCCAAACGUUGUAGUGACGCUUCGUUUAUGAUGCUAAGUAACUGCAGUGGAGAGAGAUCAUUCUCAAAAUGUAAGGUAUGUAAUUAAAAAUCGACUUCGGUCUAUGAUAGGCCAAGAGCGUUUGAACCAUCUCUCUAUAAUGUGCAUUGAACACAAUGCCAAAAAAGUUACCGGACCAAAAUCUCAAAAAAAAUAUACCCGGACUUUCACACCAUACCAUAGUUAUAACAACAAUUUGUUUAUUGGUAGGAGGUAGGGCCCCACACCAAGUCUGCCCAGGGGCCCCACUGCCUUAAAUCUGGCUCUGGGUACGCGGAUAUUAUUAGGUCUAUAGGUAAUUUCUCUGUUUUUUUUUUCGCAUAAGGACCAGUAUCUCUGCCCUUGUUUAUGUAUAAUAAUAAUAUUAAACUCAUCAAAUACAUUUCAUUAAGUUAGUUAUAAUAAGUAAUAUAAUAAUGUAUGCAUCACAUUUUUUUUUCAAUUUUCGUUAGAUGUAUGUAUCUGUUUCUUAUGAUGCGAUAACGAAAAGGCAAGAACGUUAAAAUAGAUUUUUUUCUUUUUUUAAACUAUUUUACCGAUAUUCGAUGGCGAAGUGAAAUUGUAGUGUAGCUUUCUUAAUGUUCUAAUAAUUAUUAUGAUGAGUGAACGUGAAGUGGAUAUAGAUAAAAUAUGUGCUGAGAUGAAUCAAAAAAUAUUUGGAUAUGUAGAAAUUUCGUUAAGUUAUAUUAUAAUUGAAUAAGUUACACACACCCAAACUUAUAUGGAAUCAUCUGAUAUUUGUUACUAUUUCGUGCGAACUACUAUUUAAAAAAACGAACACACGAAGUCAAACAAUAUUUAUUUUAAAGCAAUUUAAUAACAAAUACAUAACAAUUAAAUAAAACAAUAAAGUAUUUAGCAAACAAAUUGAAAGUAGUUCUUUUAAAGUCAAUAGCAUACAAAAUUUCAAUGUAAAACGAAUAAUGUUUAAAUUGUUUGUACAUAUUUAUUUUUUUGUACUUUGUGGUAGUCAGUCUUAUCACUAAAGACCGGAUUAUAUGUUUUUUGCAUAUCGAUAACCAUCAAAGAUACAAUCAAACGCUUCAGGAUGUGGACGAAUUAUGAUAAUUAAAGGCGUUUGACACUAAUUUAAUUUUACAUAUUUAGAAUAUUUUCGUUUUUUUAACAUAUUUGGAUGGUUUGAACAUAUUUUCGACCGUUUGACAUAUUUUGGCAUAUUUUUAACAAAUUUUAGCGAAAUUUUUGUUGAUGUCACAAGAAUCGUCACAGACAUACGUCUGACAUUGUUUCAACUAAUAAAAUCUUGAUUACGGUUUCCGAUGCUGCGUCAUACAUGGUCAAAACUGGCCAACAACUAAAAGUUUUAUAUCCCAAUUUAAUUCAUGUGACGUGUUUGGCGCAUGGUUUAAACAUAGUGGCGGAAGAAAUUCGAAAUUCAUUUCCUACAAAUAAUAGUUUAAUUAGCAACGUGAAGAAAAUAUUUUUAAAAUCGCUUUUAAGGAUUCAGAUAUACAAAGAAAAAUUACCAAAUACUCCUUUGCAAGCGGCUUGUUUUUAUGCGGAACAUUUUCUCUCUAUAAAAGAACUACCUACUUUUAAGUUUUGAAGAAACAUAUAUUGGUGCGGUUUCAAAAUUCAAAUCAAUUUUAGAAAACAGGUCACUGCACAAUGAGCUUUGUUUUAUUAAAUCAAAUUUUGAAUUUGUUUAUAAAACCAUCCUCAAUCUUGAAACUGAAUCGCUUUCACUACAAGAGUCUCUUAAUUAUUUAAUUAAGAAAUUUAAGGAAAACGUUGAGAACGUUUCUGGAAAAAUUGGACAAUCAAUAAAUAAAAAAUGUAUUGAAGUUUUACAGAAAAAUAGUGAUUUAAAAUUAUUACAGAAAGCAAACCAAAUUCUUUGUGGCGAUUUUGAUGUUAAUAUCAAUUUAAAUGCGGAGAUUGUUAAUGUUUUAAAAUUUGCACCAAUCACAUCAGUUGAUGUUGAACGAAGCUUUUCAACAUACAAAUUACUACUAACGGAUAGGCGACAUAAUUUUACUAUUGAAAAUAUUAAAGAACAUUUGAUUGUGAAUUGUUUUUUACAAGAAGGAAUAAAAUGUAGAAACGGAAGUAAUAGUAAUAGGUACUAGGGUUGGUAUAUAGUAUAUAGGUAAUAGGAUUGGUAUAUUUAGGUUAAUUUUUUUAACAUAUGUAGAUCUAUCUAUCUAAUCAGCCCUAAACGUCCAUCCUUGGAUAUAGGCCUCUUCUUCCUUCUUCCAUGCCUCUCUAUCUUGGGCAAUUUACAUCCAUUUUGACCCAGUGUGUUUCUUCAGGUCAUCUGACCAUCGCAUCUGUGGCCUUCCCCUUUUUCGUUUGUGGUUCCAUGGAACCAUGGAACCAUAUGUAGAUACUUACCGUUAUUUAAUAAAACUUUUAUACAUUUUUUAUUGCAUAUUUUCUUGUUACUUUAAAAUGUUUUUCACAUAUUCCACAUAUUUGGAACAUAUUUUAAACUUAUAGGGAAUAUUUUCAACAUAUUUUACUCAUAUUUCAGACAUAUAUAUAUGCACAUAUUUCAGUCAAAACAGGAACAUAUAAUCCGUUCUUUAGUUAUCACCUCUAGUCCUUAUGCAAGCUUCAGUUUGUGUGGGCACGUUCCUAACCAAAUUAUCAACAUUUUGUUGUGGUAGGUUGCUCCAUCCUUUAAGAGCAGCUUGUACUAGCCUAGCGGUGUUUUGUGGAUUAUCCCAGCGAGCUCUAAUUUUUCUGUUAUGCAUAUCCCACAAAUACUCUAUAGGAUUAAGCUCGGGUGAGCAAGCAGGCCACUCCAAAUAAGGGAUACCUUCUGCUUCAAUGAUGUCUGUAGUCACUCUAAUGGUAUGUAGAGGUCCAUUAUCAUGCAAUAAAAUUAAAUUUUCUCCUGUUGCACCUCACUAGAGCCUGACUACAGGUUAUCAACAUACCUGUGAGCAGUUAAAGUUGAUUGGAUGAAAAUUAAAGGAGUUUUUUACGGAUCACAAUUCCUCUCCAGAACAUUACACUUCCCCUUGUAAAUUUGUGAACAGAUCUGACAGUUUUCGUUCUUGCUUAUCUUCCUCGACCUCUAAGUACACGAUUUCGUGGGUCAUCUGAUUUUACACAAAUCCUGACUUUUUUUGAAAAUAGCACAUUUUAUCAAUUCCCACUGUUCCAGUUUUGGUGGUGAAGACACCAAUUUAGGCGAUCAAUCUUUUGCUGCCUGGAUAACUGUCUCCUGCUGUAUACUUCUUGGUACGAACUCUUCUUCUUAUCGUUUCAACUGAAACAGUUACACCUGUAGCUUCCAAAAGCUGCCUUUGGAGUUGCAGAUGAGAAAUGGUUGGGUGUCUUCCAGCUGAUUGGACAAUUAAACGAUCGUGGAGAGCAAUAUUACUUUUGGCGAUUUUCCCUUGCUUUAUUUUUAAGCUUUCCUACCCACAUAACAAUUUCAUGUUCUUAGUAGAUUCAUAGAACAUACUUUUCAGAAAAAGUAUAUACUUAGAAUAUGCGUAAUUACUAUUGAGAAUGUGCAGAGCACAUACUGAGUAUAUACUACAUUACAGUACUUAAACGUUCUAUGUAUAUACUUAGAAUGUACUACCGCACUUCUUUUCAGUAUAUACCAAGAACAUACUUUUUAGAAGAUUCUAAGGAGGUGCUAUAAACCUUCUAUUUAUAUACUUAGAAUGUACUAUCGCACACAUUUUUAGUAUAUGGGAAGAAUAUUCCAAGGAAGUGCUAUAUACCUUCUAGUUAUAUACUUAGAAUGUACUAUGGCACAUAUUUUUAGUAUAUGGGAAGAAUAUUCCAAGGAAGUGCUAUAUACCUUCUAUGUAUAUACUUAGAAUGUACUAUCGCACAUAUUUUUAGUAUAUGGGAAGAAUAUUCCAAGGAUGUGCUGUAUUUCUCAGAAGUAUGUUUUCAACAUCACCCAAUUUCAUCCUAUAGGUUCUACCAAAGAAUACUAACACACCCACUGGGUGUGUUAGUAUUCUUUGGUUCUACUAAUAUAUUAUAUUUACAUAUUCUAAUUGCAUAUGAGAAUGUAGUUAUUACAUUCUACAAUAUUACGUAAAAAGUAAGUAUAAAAUAUAUAAACUUUAGUUAGUUAUAUAGGUACCUAUGUAAAAUAAAUAUUAUAUGGGUAAGUAGCCUAUAUAUAAAAUAUAAGUAAUAUAAAAUAUUUAGUUAUUAUGUGCACAUCAAAAUAAAAAUUCUGCUUAUAUAAUUAUAUAAUAGCCAAAUAUAUAUAAUAUGUAUGUAAAUUACUAAAAUUUAUAGGUAUCUAUAUACAUUAUACAUACUUUUACUUACUAGGUAUUUAGGAAAUAUUGAAGUACCAAUAUGAAUUUAUUAUUUUCAAACUGCUUUUUAUGUUCUUAAAAAUGUUUUAGUCCUUGUAGCUAGAAAUACUUGGUCCUACCUAACAGCGUAGACAUAAAUGCAUAACUAACUGUACUGGAAACUAUUUUCAUAUUUUGCUCUUUUGUUACCUAUACCCCCUUCCCUUGUGUAGGUAUAAAAUGCAAUGCAAGGGUCAGAAUGACAAUGAAUGGCCGUUUCCGGAUUCCCGAAAAUUAUAGGUAAAAAUACUUAUGGUAUAAACUCAAAUCAAAAUGGUAUAUUCAUUUCAACUGAAAACGAAACGAGACUUUCUCAUUUUUCUUCAAUAGAAUUAAGUUUUAAACUUUUUACCAUACAAUUAAAACGGUUUAAAAAAAAUGAUUUAGAUAGUUCAGUAUAUAGUACCUACCAAAAUACAUAAAUUUUAUUAAUUAUUCUUAACGCGAAGUUGAUAAUCUAUUGGCUAACAUUAUUCUUCUUCCUAUAGGUACAUACAGUAUAUUCUUUUUAAAAUAUUUUAAAAGUAUAUACAAGUAUGUGUUAAGCAUAUACUUUUGCAUAUACUUACGCAUAUACUAAGAAUAUUCUAUUAAGGUAUAUUCUAAGAAUAAACUUUUACGAACAUUCCGAGAUACUACGUACCCGAAUGUGCUCAGUAUAUUCGGUGCAAGAAUAUUCUUUGAGGCACAUGCAAAGAACAUGAAAUUUAGAAUGUUUUUAAUGGUACAUGCUAUGCUUGUACUACGCAUAUACUAAAAAGGAUAUACUUCGACGAAUGUUGGUAGGAUAUGCUUAGAACAUGAUGCGACCAUCAUUGUUAUGUGGGUAGUUCCUGUUACCUAGCAUAGGUUUUGGACAGAACGUCCUGUGUUACGCAUAGUUCUACAGCUAAGUCCCUCUGAGAACAUUACUUUCUCCACAAGACCAAUGUCUUUCCCUGUUGUAUGUUCUAUAACCCCACAUGAGGCAUAUUUUCGUUUUUUGACGCAAAAGUUAGUUUAUUUAUUUUCGUUCAAUUUGAAACUCAAGCAAAUAACCUAUACUGCAACGAGCUGUACUAUCUGAUUGUCUUUGUUUAUUUUCAAUAAAAACCUUUUUUCUUCACAACAAUAACAAGUUUUUUCAAAAGAAAUAAAUAUUUCUUUGAAAUACAUGGUGAUUCCAUAUAAGUUUGGGUGUGUGUUUUUGUAAAAUAAAUAUGUACCAUUGAUUAUUUACAGUGUCUCCGUCCAGUAGUAGAACGCUCAUACACAUUUCUUUUCAAUAAUUACAUAGUUGCUGAGAACUACAGAGUAUAAGCUUAUUAAAUAAAACCUUGAAACUAACAACUAAACUUCUGAAAGAACGAAUAAAUCGAGAUAAACUUGGCAGAUGAACAACAAGUUUUUGUACUAGAAGAUCGUGUACAGAUGCAGUAUUCGUCAAAUUUCGAUUGAUAUCAUAAUAAUUAUUAAAAACUUUCAAAACAACAACAAGAAAGUCGGAAUAAAUGGACAACUACCAAACUUAUAAUAGACAUACAGAUGAAUUCGUUUUUAAAGGGAACAUACAUUUUACAUGUAAAUUUAUCUCAACUCCGCUCCACGCAGUUGGGCAUCAAAAGGUUGUCAAAGAAUUAUAUUAUAAAAAUCAAAUACUCAAGCGUGCUACUGGAUUCUGACCUAUUUCAGCACAAAAGUCACUGAACGUCGAAUAAUGUCGAAUGGUACAAUGUUGCCAAAAUUAUCAUUUUUUGUUGGAAAUGAUUUCUUCAACUAAAUAUGCCAAUCUAUUAUGUAGUAUUGGGACCGUGCAAGUUCGGAAGAGCGACACCUGGUUUCAUAGCUCGGCAACGUUUUUAGCACUUUUAAUUAUAUUGUCAAGGCCAUAGCCCAAAAAAGAAUAAGAAGAAAAAGUAAGAUUGAGGUUAUGUUAUUAAAAGGUAAACAUUGUACUACAAGCAAAAUAUCAUUAAUUAAAUUUACUUUAAUAAUUGCAUAUCAUAUCAAAAUUGUGGAGCAACAUAAUAUGUGUAAUUCAGCCACAAUAAUAUGUAGUAUUUACUAGUUAUAUGCACCGUUAUGGAUAAGACAUGAAAACAAAGAGUUGCGUUCUACUACAAAACAAUCUAAAUAGUUAGAAAAAUUUAGCAUAGUAAAAUUGUACAUAUUUACCGAGAGUUGUAAACAGUUCUGUAACAUUAGUAUAAUAAAUAAGACUUAUAUUGGUAAAUAACAAUUAUAAAUUAGUCUUUCUUG